AUGCCUGUCAAAGUUAAAAGUGCAACAGCAAUGGUAAACAAUCUGAAAGGUAUACAAAUCAAGCAGGAACCUGCUGGUCAGGAUGAAGCAACAACGUUAAAUGCAAAGGAGGUAUUGGAAUUUGCCAACUAUCCGGUGAAACAGGAGAAAGGCGAUGAGGCGGGGGGAAAUGUGGAAGAAUUUCUGGCAGCUUCACCGCCCAGACGGACAAGGAGGAGUGCGAGGAAUCUUAAGGAUGCAUCACCACCUAAACGUAAACUAAGCCUGCAGGGUAAAGAUGGCAAUGAAUCAAGCGAUUCCUACAACUCGCCCACCACCCAGAAGCAAAACGGUGACAAACGUUUCACCUGCCCCGAUUGUCCACGGUCAUUUAAUAAACAUUUUCGCCUAGUCGAACAUCAAUUUAUACAUAAUGGAGAGAAACCCUUUACAUGUGAUGAAUGCCAAAAACAAUUUCGUUUCAUGCAUCGUUUGGAGGAACACAAACAACGUCAUUCCAAACAACUGAAAUUCAUUUGUGAAAUUUGUAAUCUGGGAUGUUGUACUCGAGCCGAUUACAAUUUACACAUGCGUCAUCACAGCAACGAUCGUCGUUUCCAGUGUUCCAUGUGCCCCAAAGCCUUUGUCCGUAGUGCCGAUUUAAAAACCCAUAUCCGGGUGCAUACCGGCGAAAAACCCUUUAUCUGUGAAGUGUGCAAUAAAUCAUUUCGAGCCAAUCAAAAUCUUAUAGCUCACAAAAAGCUGCAUAUGGGUGAUGCUUUGAAAAAUUUCAAAUGUGAAUAUUGUGAAAAGCGUUUUCUACGCAACAUCGAUCGUAAAAUACAUAUGCGUAAACAUACGGGCGAGAAGCCGUUUAAGUGUAAAUUUUGUGAUCGUAGCUAUUCGUCAAAUGUUAACGUUAAAGCCCAUAUGGAACGUGAUCAUUCGGAAGGUCCGGUAAUCCGUAAAAAACCUGGUCCAAAACCGAAAGAUUGGAAAGAACAGAUAGCGAGACAACAAAAGUUGAUUGAGGAACUGCAGGCGAAAUUGAAACAACAAGUGAAGCAGGAAGAAAUUAUAGUGCCUGAUUGUCAGGUUAUUGUUGAGGAGGAUGAUCAAGAAGAAAAGAAACCUUGUCUAGCAGAUCUAAAUGUUUCGGUGAAAUUGGAAACAAUUGAUAAUGAAAUUAGUGAGGGAUUUAAAGGUAAUCGUAGAAUAUGUAAUGUUAAGCAGGAAAAGAAUACCACCACAAGCUAG
Messenger RNA from Musca vetustissima, 1236 nucleotides. RefSeq names its product zinc finger protein 260-like. NCBI's taxonomy places the organism in Eukaryota, Metazoa, Arthropoda, Insecta, Diptera, Muscidae. Bases 1 to 1236 code for a protein of 411 amino acids. The transcript is spliced from 2 exons. The record is from RefSeq and is a predicted model, not a curated record.